Molecule: messenger RNA, 2039 nt
Organism: Diospyros lotus (date-plum)
Lineage: Eukaryota; Viridiplantae; Streptophyta; Magnoliopsida; Ericales; Ebenaceae
Exons: 7
Coding region: 367-1803 (478 amino acids)
Molecular function (GO): glycosyltransferase activity
Source: RefSeq, a predicted model, not a curated record
GUCCUAUUUUUCCAAAUUUCCCUAUUUUCUCCCGUCAAUUCUUGGUUCGACCUUUGCGCCAUCAGCCAAUCGGUAGGCCAACGAACUUCGACCCCGCUAGCAGCAAGGCAAUAAAGAUCACAACGAGAAUUCGUUCACCGAUUCGAAAGUGAAAACUCGCUGGAAUUGUCGAAUUUCAAUUCCCCAAACGCUUCCCGAAGCCUAAGCAUCGAACGAAGCACCGGACUUUCCACUCAUCCAAGUGGCAAACUUCGCGUGGCCAGAUGUGCGAACAUCGCCGCUCAUCGAAACCGAAGCUCCUCUUCAAAACCCUAAAAUGCGGAUACAAGUGACGGAGAUCGCGGUCUCAAACCCUAGCGCAAGAAGAUGGCAAAACAGCCGCCGGGGUGGCUCGCGCUUCAGAAGCGGUGGGUUUUGCCCCUUCUGGUCGGGCUAUCGGUCUCUACUGCCCUCGCUUUCAUCCUCCGAGCCGCUUUCGACUCUACCUGCGAUCGCCAAACCCUUGAAGUUCCGGAGAAGCGGUUUCACUCGGCUAUCCAGACGGCGACGACCCCGAGUCCGCUCAGUUUCAUGAAGUCUAAGCUCGUUCUGCUCGUCUCUCACGAGCUUUCGCUUUCUGGUGGUCCACUGUUGCUGAUGGAACUAGCAUUUUUGUUAAGAGGUGUUGGUGCUGAAGUCUGUUGGAUUACCAACCAGAAACCAUCAGAAAUGGAUGAGAUCAUAUACAGUUUGGAGCAUAAGAUGUUGGACAGUGGAAUACAGACCUUCUCUGCAAAAGGCCAAGAAGCCGUAGCUACAGCUCUAAAAGCUGAUUUGGUUGUUCUAAACACCGCUGUUGCUGGCAAGUGGUUGAAUGCUGUUCUCAAGGAAAAUGUUCCCCGUGUUCUUCCAAAGGUGCUAUGGUGGAUUCAUGAAAUGCGAGGUCAUUACUUCAAAAUGGAGUAUGUUAAGCACCUACCCUCGGUUGCUGGCGCUAUGAUUGAUUCACACGUGACUGCAGAAUACUGGAAGAACAGAACUCUAGAGCGCUUAAAAAACUGUUUAUGGCUUCUAUCACUCUGCAGGAUUACAAUGCCUGAGACCUAUGUUGUUCACCUUGGCAAUAGCAAGGAACUUAUGGAAGUUGCUGAAGAUAGCAUUGCAAAAUGGGUUUUACGCCAGCAUGUCCGGGAGUCUCUUGGAGUGAGAAAUGAAGAUAUUCUCUUUGCUAUCAUAAACAGUGUCUCUCGUGGAAAAGGCCAAGAUUUAUUUCUACGCGCCUUUUAUGAUAGCUUGCAGUUAAUCCAAGCAAAGAAGUUACAGGUGCCAUCUUUGCAUGCAGUAAUUGUAGGAAGUGACAUGACUGCUCAGACAAAGUUUGAGUUAGAACUUAGAAAUUUUGUAGCAUUGAAGAAAAUCCAGCAUCAUGUCCAUUUUGUUAAUAAAACUUUGACAGUAGCGCCUUAUCUGGCUGCUAUUGAUGUUCUUGUUCAGAAUUCCCAGGGCAGGGGAGAGUGCUUUGGGAGGAUUACCAUUGAAGCCAUGGCAUUUCAGCUUCCUAUAUUGGGAACAUCAGCGGGAGGCACUGCAGAAAUUGUGGUUAAUGGAUCGACUGGUUUGUUGCAUCCCGUUGGGAAAGAGGGAGUCACUCCUCUUGCACAAAACAUCGUCAAACUGGCCACUCAUGUUGAAAGGAGGCUUACAAUGGGAAAGAGAGGCUAUGAGAGGGUGAAGCAAAUGUUUUUGGAACGGCACAUGGCACACAGAAUUGCUGCAGUCCUGAAGGAAGUUCUGCAGAAGGCAAAGAGCCACAAACAAUCUUAACCUCCGUCUGUUGGAGAAUCUCCAUCUUCAUCUGGGCUCUGUUUAUAAGCUUGUCAAAAUCUAGUUAACUGUAGUAUAUAUAGGCUGGUCAGUUUUCUGAAAGAAAGAUUAUGUAUGGUUUUACCUGAAUUUGUUGGCUCCUGUGAAUACUUGGCCCCUGACCUCACCUCCUUUUCUAUUUCAUUGAAAGAGUUGGGAUUCAAAUAUAUGUGAAUAUGAUACUCUGGUUCUGUUGA